Molecule: messenger RNA, 1386 nt
Organism: Cyphellophora attinorum
Lineage: Eukaryota; Fungi; Ascomycota; Eurotiomycetes; Chaetothyriales; Cyphellophoraceae
Product: Acetoacetyl-CoA synthetase
Exons: 3
Coding region: 1-1386 (461 amino acids)
Cellular component (GO): cytosol
Molecular function (GO): acetoacetate-CoA ligase activity
Source: RefSeq, a predicted model, not a curated record
AUGCCUGGCCAACUACCAAUCUACACGCCCUCCCCCACCCUGCACACCCAACUCGACACCUAUCGCACCAGUCUGAACACCGAGUUCAGCCUGAUCCUCACCGACUACCACGCCCUGCAGCACUUCUCCGUCACCCGCCCCAACGACUUCUGGCUCUCAUUAUGGCGCUUCCUGCCCAUCAAAGCAUCCCGACAGCCAAUCUUGGGUGUAGAUGAAAGUCUGCGGAUCGAUGAAUUCCCCGAGUUCUACAAGGGGAGCCGACUGAACUACGCAGAGAACUUGCUUGGCGGCGGUAUUGGUAAUGGUCUCGCGGUGAAGGCGUUGACGGAGGAGGAUAUCCGGUUGGGCCGGCAAGGUGAGGAGGUUACUUGGGAUGGGUUGCGGGAGCGGACGAGGGUGUACGCGGAUGCGAUGCGAGAGAGUGGAUUGAAGCAAGGGGACGUGAUUGUUGUUAUUGGGGGAAGUACGGUUAAGAGUCUUUGCUUGUUACUCGCGGCGGCGAGUAUUGGGUGUAUUUUCUCGAGCUUCGCAACGGAUGCUGGUGAGAGGGUGCUUAUGGAUCGGGUGGGGCUGUUGAAGCCGAGGCUGUUGUUUGCGGAGAGCAGGUAUGUGUACAAUGGGAAGGAGCAUGAUAUUGCGGAGCGAGUGAGGAAGGCUUGGGAGGAGAGCGAGAAGGCGGAGGGGGCGGAGAUUGUUGGUACCACGGAGGGGAGAGUGCCGGAGGGUUGGACGUCGAUGGCGGAGUUCCUAAAGCGAGCAAAGGGCAGGAAGUCGGUAUUUGAGCAGUUACCUUUUCAUACACCGUUUGUGGUCAUGUUCUCAAGCGGGACGACUGGAACACCGAAAGGGAUUGUGCAUUCACAAGGUGGUUUGGUGGUGAAUGGGAUGAAGGAGCAUAUACUAAACUAUGAUCAUGGGCCAGGGAGUGUGCAUUAUCAUUAUGCUGGCAUUGGCUGGACGCUGUGGAAUAUCAUGAUCGGAGCCCUAUUUACGGGCGCGCAGAUUGUGCUUUACGAUGGCUCUCCAUUCUACCCAACGCCCGAGAAGUGUCUACAAGCAGUCCUCGCCGCAGGCGUGACCUCCUUCGGCGCCGGCCCACGCUACUUCGCAGAACUACAGAAGGCCGGCGUCGACGCGAAGCCCUACACCCAGAAGGUCGACAAGAUCCCGUCCGCCGGCGCCCUCCUCACGGCCUCCUUGUCGCAAUGGAUCGUAUCCUCCUUCGGCUCUCACCCCUGCCAAAUCUCCACGUCCGGCGGUACUGAGCUGUGCGGCAACUUUGUCCAUGGCAGUCAGACACUACCCGUGUACGCGGGCGAGAACGCUGCAAAGUGCCUGGGCAUGGACGUCGACAUUUUCACGCCCGAGGGCAAGUCCGCUCCCUAG